Anolis carolinensis (green anole) is the source of this 6593-nucleotide messenger RNA. RefSeq names its product cyclin dependent kinase 13 (gene cdk13). NCBI's taxonomy places the organism in Eukaryota, Metazoa, Chordata, Lepidosauria, Squamata, Anolidae. The record is from RefSeq and is a predicted model, not a curated record. Bases 16 to 4965 code for a protein of 1649 amino acids. Gene Ontology annotation, cellular component: cyclin/CDK positive transcription elongation factor complex; nucleus. Gene Ontology annotation, biological process: protein phosphorylation; positive regulation of transcription elongation by RNA polymerase II. The transcript is spliced from 14 exons. Gene Ontology annotation, molecular function: cyclin binding; RNA polymerase II CTD heptapeptide repeat kinase activity; ATP binding.
ACUGAGGGCGGAACCAUGACGACCUUAAGUGGACGAGGCUGCGCCUUCAACGUCUACUUCGGAAGCAUCUGUUUGCGGAGCUUCCGGCGCAGGAAAUUCUCGCGAGGUUUCGCGGGCGACGCUGGAGGAAGACGCAAUCAGAACCCUCCAGCUUCGAGAGCGGCCGGUGCCGUGUUUGCUUCCGCGCAGGCGCAGUCGCGGCAGCUGCGCCGGCCGUCUCCCUUUCGGGGUGUUCUCUGUGGCGACCGAAGGAGGCCUCGAGGCGGGCGCGUCGCUUCUCCCGCCCGGAGUGAACGCGGGAGAGGCGGCGGAGUGCCGGGCAGCGGCGACGCGAGGGCCCCGAGGAGAGGCGCGCAGCCAGGCAGGCCGCACUCGGGCCCAGGCGGAAGAGGAAGACGCGAGGAGGCCGAUCCCACGCUCCUUCCACCCGAUGGCUGCCUCCUGCUCGUCUUCGUGGGCGCCUUGACGGAGCCCCGUUCCGCCCCGAUGCCGAGCACCUCGGAGUCGCCGCCGGAGGCGAAGAAGCGGGCGCACCACCGCCGGCGAAAGCGCUACCCGUCGGGCCCUCUGCGGCCUCCGUCGCCGCCUCUGCCUCCUCCUCCUCCUCAGGCUCCGGCGCCUUCCUCGCUGCUGUUCCCGCUGCUGCAGCCCUCCUCGCUCCUGCAGCCGCCGCUGCCGCCGCAGUCGCUGCUCUUCCUGGCGGCCACCGGCUGCGGCGGGGGGGAAGGCGGCGAGCGGAAGCGCCCGCGGGGGAAGCGGCGCUCGGGCUCCCGGCACAAGCGGCGGCGGGGCAGGCUCGGGGCGGGGGCCGGGCUGCGGGGCGGGCUGGGCCUGGGGGCGCUGCUGGAGGCCAAGGCCAAGGAGGAGUACGACGACGUCAGCUCCCAGUCGGAGGGCGGAGGGGGAGGCGGGGGCGGGGCGGCGGGCGAGCGGGGCGGCAGGCGCAGGGAGUCCCCCUCCAGCAGCAGCGGGGCGCGGCGCUCUCGGGAGCGGCAGCGGGAGCACCGCCGGAGGGGGGAGGACAAGGACAGGGAGCCGCCUCAGGAGGGCCCUUCCCGGGGGGGAGCCGAGCCGCCUGCCUCCUCGUCCUCCUCUUCCUCCAAGCCCCGCAGCCGCCACAACCACGGAGACGCGCCUCGGAGUGGCGGCGGUGGCGGCAGCGACGGCCGCAGGAAGAGCUCGGCUGCCUCGCCCAGCGGCAACAGCAGCAGCAGCAGGAGGAAGGAGCGGGAAGGCAAGGCGAGCCGGGCCAAAGCCUACAAGGAGCCGCCCAAGGCCUACCGGGAGGACAGGGCCUACAGCCGCGAGGGCAAUAGCCCCCACCGGGCCUCCUCGCAGCGCCAGCGCAGCCGCUGCAAGUCGCCCGCCAGCCCGCGCUCCUCGCUCAGCCCCUACCGGCGCCGCUCCCCCAGCUACAGCCGCCACAGCUCCUUCGAGCGCGGAGGAGGAGGCGGCGGCGGCGGGGAUGGCUCUCCCGGGCCCUACAGCUCCUGGCGCCGCUCCCGCAGCCCCUACAGCCCCGCCGUCAGGAGAUCAGCAAAAUCCAGAAGCAGAAGUCCUUAUUCAUCACGGCGCUCACGAUCGCGUAGUAGACAUAGACUGUCAAGAUCCAGAAGUCGGCAGUCAAGUAUUUCCCCUAGCACUCUCACUCUAAAAAGUAGCCUGGCUGCAGAGCUGAACAAAAACAAAAAAGCUAGAGCAGCAGAGGCAGCCAAAGCCAAUGCAGAGGCAGCCAAAGCCAACGCAAAGGCAUCAAAUACUUCUACACCUACUAAGGGGAGCACUGAUACAGGGGUGACUAUUCCACAAGCGAACAAUGUAAAGGAAACAAAGAAGGCAAAAACUGAACACACACCAUCCCCUUCAGGUGUUUCAGCUUUGAAAAAUGAUAAGGCAAAGACAAAAGUUCCUGCCCAGGAAACAAAGGGGGAAAAUAAUUUGGUAGUAGAGAAAGCUGCUAAGCCAAAAAAUCCAGUGGUAAAAGAAAGCAAAUCAACCCCAGUGAAGACACCUACACAACCUGUUGCAGUGAAAGAGAAAAGCAAGCCUCAGCCUUCAAGUGCAGCACCCAACGAGAAGGAUCACAGUGUUACAUUCAUAACUUCAACAUUGCCACCCUUGCCUCUUCCUCCUAUGCUGCCUGAAGAUAAAUACGCUGACAGUUUUCAAGGGAGCAUUUCUGCGAAAGCAGUUAAAAAAGAAGUAGAGAAGAAAUUACGCCACUUGCUUGCAGAUCUACCAUUUCCACCUGAGUUGCCUGGAGGGGAUGAUGACUCCAGAAGCCCUGAAGAGAAGAAGACAACAGUGCAUCCACAUCAUAAAAAAAGACCGAAGAUAUGUGGACCACGCCACGGUGAAACAAAACAGAAAGAAAUUGACUGGGGGAAACGUUGUGUUGAUAAAUUUGAUAUAAUUGGCAUAAUCGGUGAAGGAACAUAUGGACAAGUUUAUAAAGCUAGAGAUAAAGAUACAGGGGAGAUGGUGGCACUAAAGAAGGUACGGUUAGAUAAUGAGAAGGAAGGGUUUCCCAUAACAGCUAUUCGAGAAAUAAAGAUUCUCCGGCAACUUACUCACAAAAGCAUAAUCAACAUGAAAGAAAUAGUAACUGAUAAGGAAGAUGCUCUAGAUUUCAAAAAGGAUAAAGGUGCUUUUUACCUUGUGUUUGAAUAUAUGGAUCAUGAUCUGAUGGGACUUCUGGAAUCUGGUUUAGUUCAUUUUGAUGAAAAUCAUAUUAAAUCCUUCAUGAGGCAGUUGAUGGAAGGCUUGGAUUACUGCCAUAAGAAAAAUUUCUUGCACAGAGAUAUUAAAUGCUCCAACAUCUUAUUAAACAACAGAGGGCAGAUCAAACUUGCAGAUUUUGGACUUGCUCGGCUGUAUAGUUCAGAGGAGAGUCGGCCAUAUACCAACAAAGUUAUCACAUUAUGGUACCGUCCACCAGAACUUUUGCUGGGAGAGGAACGAUACACCCCUGCCAUUGAUGUCUGGAGCUGUGGAUGCAUACUGGGUGAACUUUUUACAAAAAAACCAAUAUUUCAAGCAAAUCAGGAAAUUACUCAGCUCGAGCUGAUAAGCCGCAUUUGUGGUAGUCCUUGUCCUGCAGUAUGGCCUGAUGUGAUCAAACUGGCAUAUUUCAACAGUAUGAAACCAAAGAAGCAGUACCGUCGAAGAUUGAGAGAAGAAUUUGCUUUUAUUCCAUCAGCUGCACUAGAUCUUUUUGACUACAUGUUGGCCCUAGACCCCAAUAAACGUUGCACAGCAGAACAGGCACUUCAGUGUGAAUUUUUGCGAGAUGUUGAUCCUUCAAAGAUGCCGCCACCAGACCUUCCAUUAUGGCAAGAUUGCCAUGAGCUGUGGAGUAAGAAGCGCAGGAGGCAAAAGCAAAUGGGAAUGUCUGAUGAUGCAUCUAAACUUCCACGGAAAGAUUUAUCUUUAGGAAUGGAUGAUAGCAGAGCCAACACGCCCCAGGGCUUGCAAACCUCUUCUCAAUUGAAAAUGCAAGGCAAUUCUAACAUAGGAAUUGCUAAAGGUGGUAGUGGCCAGCCACUAAAUCAAAAUGAGGUGGCCAUUCUCCUUAAUCUGCUUCAGUCUAAAACCAGUAUUAAUAUGGCACAAUUCGCUCAGGUGCUGAACAUUAAGGUGAAUCCUGAGACUGAGCAACAGCUGAAUAAAAUAAGCCUUCCAGCUGGCAUUUUGGAAGCUGGGGAGAACCAGCCUGAACCUCAGCCAGUACAGCAACCACCACCCCCGCCACCACCUCUGCCAACUAAGGCGCCAGCAUCUCCUUCUCCAGAGCAGGAUCCUGUAAAACAAGCAGCUGCUGCUGCUCCAUCUUCUGUGCAGGCUGCUCAGUUGGCCCAAACAAAAGUUGACGCUGAAGUGACUCAGGCGGCUGUACAAAGUGCAUUCACUGUGCUGCUGUCACAGUUAUUAAAGGCUCAGCAACUGAAGCAAAGGGAAGACGUAUUAGAAGAGAAGGAGAAUGGUUCAGGAAACGAGAUGUCAUUGCACCCCAGGCAGCCCCCAGAACCAAGUCCGCCUGCAUCGGGCAACUGGGAAGAUGCAGAGUCUCCAGUGUCCAUUUAUCCCCAUCUUAUCAAAUCAUUAUAUGCAUGUACAGGACAAGAUGACUUGGUCAGGCACCCUGAGAUGAGACCUCAAACGCCUGAAGAACGACCUCGCAUCUUGCCUCCAGAUCAGCGGCCCCCUGAGCCUCCAGAACCACCACCUGUCACUGAAGAAGACCUUGAUUAUCGGACAGGGAAUGAACAUUUAUCUUCAAUUAUUAGCCCUUCAGAGAUGGAUCCUCAUGCUGGAGUGAAAGCAGCCCUUCUACAGCUGCUUGCUCAGGCACAAACAACAGAGAUGCCAGCAACAUCAAAUGUGGAUUUCCAGACAAGAGAUUCCUUUAUGACAGCUCCAGACUAUAAGGAUAGCUUUGGAUCUUCUGCAUUCUCUUCUGCGCAUUACAGCACUAGUGACGGAAUAGGGAGUGGCUCUUCUGGGCCAUUAGAAAGAGGAAACUUCAUUGGGAAUUCAGACGUGCAACCUUUGGAGAAUUACCAUACUGCUUCAUCUCACACUAGUGGUGCCCCUCCACCUCCUGCCUUUUCAGAACCAUUUCACAGCUCAGUAACUGGUUAUGGAGACAUUUACCUCAACGCUGGUCCCAUGCUAUUUAGUGGUGAUAAGGACCAUAGAUUUGAAUAUAGCCAUGGUCCCAUCACUGUUCUGAGUAACAGUGGUGACACAUCCACAGGGUCUGGGUCUGAAAGUACUCACUCUUUGUCUUCAAAGAUGCAGAACUAUAGCUACGGCAGCAACUUACAAGAGCCCCCUGGUAGUGUUGGCCAUAUGCACGGACAAACUUGGACUUCUCCAGCUCAAGGACCUGGAUAUUCACAAGGAUACAGGGGACACAUUAGCACAUCAGCAGUCAGAGGACGAGGACGAGGAUUGCCAUAUUGAGCAUCUGUUUUGUUUUGUUUUUUCCCCUCAGGCACAUUGUUUUUACCUGGAAAGACUUUAUAGCUGUGAUUUCAAAGCAGUAACCCAACAGACUUGAAUAAUGUUAAUUCAACAGCUUUAUUUUUAUGUGGAAAAGGGUCUUGCAUACAAUAGGAAAUUGCUUACAAUCCAUGCUGUUCUGAGUACCAGAAAACUGAUUGUACAUCUUUGCAAAUUCUAGCUAUAAAUUUUAUAUUUUGGCAGUUUUAAGUCAAUGCUAAAUUUAGGGACGUCAGCUUUUUACGGCACACAGUCAGAUCUGAACUAUGCACACACGUGUGUUUUUUUUGUAAGUUUGGACCAACUUUUAUGUAAAAAUUUUACAACAAUCAAAGCAGGGCACUGAUUUAUUUGGUAUUUCUUUUUACAAAAUUCCUUUCGUCAAAACAUCACUCAAUCCUUGCACUGCUUUCAGUGUUAUCUGUAAAAGGUGUUCUUUGUGCUCAUUUCAGACAAUAAAGCAGUCUUUCUUGAUACUAGUUUUAUACAUACUCGGGCAUUGAUUUGGUUUACUUUCAAAGUCAUUCAUCUAGUGAAAUAUCCUGUCCAUCUAACCAGUGUUUGUAUUUAAAAAAAACUGUUUUACUUGAAUGGUAAGUGCCUUAACGAUGUAAGCUUAAGGUCUGAAAAACAUUUCAUGAAAUUCAAAAGGUUGUUUGAAGGUCCUUUAUAGUUUGAUACAAGACAUUGCUGGUAACAUAUGGAUAAAUGGGAUAGAGGGCAUUUUGUGGCUAUUCAUGUGCUAGUAGAUGAAUAAAAUUAGGAGAUAUUUAGCUUUCCUUUCCCCAAAAUUUACAACCAUAUCCUUAUAACAAAUUAGGCUAAGCAAAAUGAGAAUGUAUGGACAGUAAUAAAUAUUUGCUUCCUUCAAUUUUCUGUAACACUUUGCCAAAUAAAACGUAGGGUCCUGUUUUAUUCAAAAUGGUCUUUAUGAAAAAAACAAACGGAAUAGCAUUUUUGUGUUACCAAUACACAGUGAUAUUGCAUUUCCAAAAUAGUUUUGGAAAACAUGCUUUCCCACACUACUGCUGCACAAUGUAACCAGAGUUACAUAACCAUUUAAUACCACAGACAUUUCUUUUAACGUUUCUCGAAACUUGGGACUGUGCCAAUUAAUUCUGCAUUAAACACUUUAAUGUGUUGCUUGAUUUCAAUUUCUUUUCAAAUAAUCCCAUGGGUUCAAUCUAAAAGCAAAAAAUUAUCCCUAAAAUUAUAGUUCUGUCUCCAAAGAUGAUGGUCUCCAUAUUUGUUCUUCGCAAAAUGAAAUUUGAGCCUCUCUCUGCAAAGAUAGAACACUGGCUACAUUUUCUGCAUACUUAAAUGUUUUUAAAUGACCAUAUUGGAGAAACUGUUCCCAACUGAUUAUCCAGUUGACAAGCUAGUGCAUAUGUAGCUAUUUUCUAAACAUGUAAUGUUUCUGUUAACUAAAUUACAAAUGUAGUCUUGUCCGCUGUGACUUGAAUCUUACAGAAGCAAACGUAUCACUGCUUCAGAUAGUUGACUCUUGAUUUCAGUGACUAUUUCAAUUGUAGGGUGUCAGAUUUGUUGGAUCUCCCUUGUAAAUAAAACAUUGGUCCUUUUCAAUAUCA